GCUGUGCUGUCAAAGUCCUUCCUCCCACCGGCGCCAUGGCCUUCUUUUUCGGCCUAGGCGGCUUGUUUUAUGUAUCUGUCCUCCUCGUAAAUGCGAUCGCAAUUCUCUCAGAAGACCGCUUCUUGGCGCGCAUUGGAUGGACGUCUGGCUCAGACCCCGGCUUCGGCGGCAUGCAGGAGAAUAGCGUGAAGGCAAAGAUGGUGAACCUGGUGUCUUCGGUGCGGACGUUGAUGAGGAUACCGCUGAUCGUCAUAAAUACACUGAUCAUAUUCUACGAGUUGAUUUUGGGAUGAGCCAAAUCGAGUCGAAAGGACCAUCGCAUUCUCGUGGAAAAACAACCGCCCGAACAAGUACCGCGCUCGCCUGCCCCGUCUCGAUUACUACGACAUGCAGAGACGCUGAGAAGAGAUCCUGUCAAGCAAGGCGAAGUAGGAUGCCCAGCAAUUACCAGUUGCGGGCAUGCUGUCGGCCACAUCCCGGGUUUGCGAUGGUCACAGGGGAGGUCCGAAAGUCCAUGACAUUGAUGUAAGAUAACAGGAUAGCCCUAAGAGGCAUGAUGGUGUUACGUUCAAAAUGUGUAUACUACAGAAUGGAUAUCUGAUUUGACACUAUGAGCAAUGCUAUCUACUGAAUCUACUUUGUAUGCAUAUGCAUAAAGCAAUAAAUU
Molecule: messenger RNA, 667 nt
Organism: Mytilinidion resinicola
Lineage: Eukaryota; Fungi; Ascomycota; Dothideomycetes; Mytilinidiales; Mytilinidiaceae
Product: Yos1-like protein
Exons: 4
Coding region: 36-293 (85 amino acids)
Biological process (GO): endoplasmic reticulum to Golgi vesicle-mediated transport
Cellular component (GO): COPII-coated ER to Golgi transport vesicle; endoplasmic reticulum membrane; Golgi membrane
Source: RefSeq, a predicted model, not a curated record